Molecule: messenger RNA, 447 nt
Organism: Panicum virgatum (switchgrass)
Lineage: Eukaryota; Viridiplantae; Streptophyta; Magnoliopsida; Poales; Poaceae
Product: LEC14B homolog
Exons: 3
Coding region: 1-447 (148 amino acids)
Biological process (GO): proteasome-mediated ubiquitin-dependent protein catabolic process
Cellular component (GO): Cul4-RING E3 ubiquitin ligase complex
Source: RefSeq, a predicted model, not a curated record
AUGGGCCAUAGCCGCACCCGCACCAAGGUGGAGCAGUUCAUGUUAUGCGCCAAGAUGUCCCACCUCACACGGACCAUGUCAGAGCCGUGCUGCAUGACCCGCGGCAUCGCUUCGGUGCUCCGUAAGAGGCCCUUCUCGGCGUUCGAGCUGGUGUCGGCGAGGGAGGUCAGUCGCGAGAACGGCGCCGGGUUCUCUGCGGCCGACCGAGCCUACCUUGGCAGGCAGCACAUCCCCAGCAAGGGGCCCUGGGGCUUUGCCGACGCGGACAGCGAGUCCUACGUCUCGCAGUUCUCCGCUGCUGGCUCGCUGCUCAUCGCUGGGUUUAAGGGAGGUAGCUGCAUCAGAGUCUACGACGCCAAGAAAGGGUGGAAGAUUCAAAAGGAUAUAAGCUGCAGAAUGGUGCACUGGACCUAUUUUGAUGCAACAUCUACCAGGUUAAAUUUCUGA